AUGAGCGGGAAGCUGACGACGUUCCUGUGGCCUGGCACGGGAGGCAUUGUGGAUGACACGAUUGUCACGAGGAUCGGUGAGGAUGAGUACUAUGUCGUGACGAACGGCGCCUGUCUUGACAAGGACACCAAGUACAUUGACGAGGAGCUGGGCAAGUUUGGCGGCGAUGUGCAGUGGACGCGGCUGGAUGGGUCGGGACUGGUUGCCCUGCAAGGUCCUCAGGCUGCGGAGAUUCUGAGCGAGGUGCUUGCUACCGACAUCAACCUCAAGGAGUUUUACUUUGGAAACACCGUCCAGGCGCAGCUCAAGCUCGCGGACGGCAGCAAGACGCACCCCGUCCUCAUCAGCCGCGGCGGCUACACCGGCGAGGACGGCUUCGAGAUCUCCUUCAACGGCAAGCUGUACCCCGCGUCGGAGAGCACCGUCAAGGCCGUCGAGUCCCUCAUCAAGGCCGCCGGCCCGGAGCGCCUCCAGAUGGCCGGCCUGGGCGCCCGCGACUCGCUCCGCCUCGAGGCGGGCAUGUGCCUCUACGGCCACGACCUGGACGACACCACGACGCCCGUCGAGGCGGGCCUCAGCUGGAUCAUCCCGCCCGAGCGGCGCAAGGCCGGCGGCUUCCACGGCGCAGAGGUCAUCCUGCCGCAGCUGACGCCCAAGUCCAAGGGCGGCGCCGGCGUCGAGCGCAGGCGCGUGGGCUUCGUCGUGCAGGGGGCGCCCGCGCGGGAGGGCGCGGAGAUUCAAAACAAGGACGGCGACAAGGUUGGCGUGAUUACGAGCGGCGUGCCGAGCCCGACGCUGGGCAAGAACAUUGCCAUGGGGUACAUCAAGGACGGGCUGCACAAGGCGGGCACCGAGGUGGAUGUUGUUGUGCGCGGGAGGAAGAGGCCGGCUGUGGUGACCAAGAUGCCGUUUACGCCUGCCAAGUACUGGAAGGCGCCGGCUUAA
Messenger RNA from Trichoderma citrinoviride, 945 nucleotides. Its product is annotated as glycine cleavage system T protein. NCBI's taxonomy places the organism in Eukaryota, Fungi, Ascomycota, Sordariomycetes, Hypocreales, Hypocreaceae. Gene Ontology annotation, cellular component: mitochondrion. Gene Ontology annotation, molecular function: protein binding; aminomethyltransferase activity. The record is from RefSeq and is a predicted model, not a curated record. Bases 1 to 945 code for a protein of 314 amino acids. Gene Ontology annotation, biological process: glycine catabolic process. The transcript has a single exon.